AUGUUCGUGGCGACGGCAGCCGCCGGUUCCGACGCGGCUGUCGCGCGGGAUGUCGACAAGGUGUGCCAGGAGCUCACGCUGCUGGACCUCAAUCCGAACACGCUGCAAAUGGCAAAGCAGAGGGUGGAGGGUAUCGCUGGCACUGCUGUUCGUGUCGACACCGUGACGGGGGAUGCAACUCAGGCUCUGCCACUCGAGAGACGUGUAUUCGACAGCAUAUACCUCUUUUACCUGCUGCACUGCAUGACUGGACCGACCGCGUCCAAACUACGCGUCCUUGACAUGCCGCGACCGCAUCUCGCUCCAGACGGAACUCUGGUUGGCGCGACGAUCCUGGGCGACGAGGCGACCAUGAACCCGUUGGCACGGCUCCUCAUGAGCCUGUAUAACUGGAAAGGCAUUUUUGGGAACUGGGGGGGCAGCGAGAAUGAGAUUGAUGGCAAGUUGCGAGGGAUGUUUGCGGACGUGGAGACCUGGGUCGUUGGACGUGUGCUGCUCUUCAGAGCUCGGAAACCGUUGGGUACCCCCCCGCCGGGGUACCAGCACCACCAACCGGCCUCAUAUCAGCAGCCGUACCAACAGCCGUACUAUGCUCACCCGCCGCCGCCACCACCCCAACCGCCGCGCCUGUCGCUCAAUCACCGUUUACAAUGGUGGUACAGCAUCACGCGCCCCUGGGCGAUUGUCGUCCCGGCCAUCACCCUCAUCAUGGACGUGUGGUGGUUCGCGGCAGGCAGGCUGUGCGGGUACACGGACAGCGUGAUGGACGAGUGCUUCUGGGUCCUGUGGCUGUCCCUCCCGCUUGCUAUCGUGUCGCUGGUUUGGAACAUGGCCGCGACCAUCUCGGCGAGGAGGAUCAUGCAUCAAAGACCCGGGUUCGCCCCGGGGCUGCAGUUUGGAGGCCAGGCGCUGGUUGCGUGCGGAGCGUCCGUGUGUCUGGGCCUCCUCGCGCGGCACUUUGCCGUGUACAUGGACGCGUGGUGGUCGAGUUCGCUCGAAGGCGCCAUGAUUGCCUUGAUUUCCAUCAUCACGUAA
Molecule: messenger RNA, 1035 nt
Organism: Emericellopsis cladophorae
Lineage: Eukaryota; Fungi; Ascomycota; Sordariomycetes; Hypocreales; Bionectriaceae
Exons: 4
Coding region: 1-1035 (344 amino acids)
Molecular function (GO): S-adenosylmethionine-dependent methyltransferase activity
Source: RefSeq, a predicted model, not a curated record